This is a messenger RNA of Pseudozyma flocculosa PF-1, 3195 nucleotides long. RefSeq lists its product as uncharacterized. The coding region runs from base 1 to 3195 and encodes 1064 amino acids. The record is from RefSeq and is a predicted model, not a curated record. NCBI's taxonomy places the organism in Eukaryota, Fungi, Basidiomycota, Ustilaginomycetes, Ustilaginales, Ustilaginaceae. The transcript has a single exon.
AUGGCUCCGUCUGUCGACUCCAACGCCACCCUCGCCGUGCCUGGCAUUGCUGCUGGGCCCCCGCCGGCCAAGAGCAUUCGCAGGCAGCCGUCGGCCUCGCGCAUCACGGUCUCGACCAAGCCCCAGCACCCGCAGCCUGCGGACGACGACGCCAUCGUGGUCGGCUCGAGCACCGCGACCGCCUCGCCGCCUUCACCUGCCUCACCCACCGCCGCUGAGGUCUCGCCGAAGAAGCCGCGCCAGAGGAAGCUGGCACGGAGGCGGCGCGGGCCGGCGGCUGCGACCGAGAGCGAGUCCGGAUCCGGAUCUGAAUCCGACACCGGUGGCAGCGAUGCCGGGGCCGCAGCCUCGAGCUCCUCGCUCAGCCAGGCGUCCGGUUCCGACUCGGACGCGGACGAUAGCGACGACGACACCGACGACGAGCAAGACGAGGAGGACAUCGACGACGACGAAGGUGCUGGCGGCGCCGGCCUCCUUGACGGUGCUGCAGCCGGUCUCUCGAAAGAUGAGCCCGAGGUGGAAUCGGCCAAGGCGGCUGCUCUCGACUAUAAGCAGUGGUCGACCCUCGCCGAAGAGGAGCUACCGACUGUGCUCGCGAGCGCGCAGCCAGGACCCGCGUCGUCAACCUCUUCGGAUCAUCUCGGAGACAGGCAGGCUGCCGGUGCGUCGAACGCCCGAGGCGGUCGAGGGGGCAGGGGCGGCCUCAGAGGUCGAGGUCGGGGCGCCGCUUACGGGGCCCACGUCGCCAGCGCCGUCGCCUACCGCGAAAAGCUGGAAAAGGAUCCGUCGUUCACGCCUCGCGUCGGCCAGUUCUGGGGCCACGACGAGCGGCUCUUCGAUCAGGACCUGCGCGGCCUCAGCGGAUGGUGGCGCGGCCGAGGCGGUGCGGCGGCAGCCAACCCGGCUACACGCGGCCGAGGCAAGUUCCGCGGUGGCAGGGGCGGCGCCGCGUUCCCCGGUGCGGGCGGACAUGCGCACGGUCAUGAGCUCGCAGUCCGGGGCGGUGGCGGCACAGGCGCAAGAGGCAGGGGCAGGGGCGCGCCCCGCGGCGGAGCUGCUGCGAGCGUUACGGGUCCCAGGCAUGGCAUGACCGCGGCACAUCCUGGCCCAGCGUCGCCACCGCCGAGAAAGUCGAAGCUCGCAGGCUGGGACGACGACGAGUCCGAAGUCGACGACGAUGCGCUGCACGGAAAGAGCGUCAGGAGGGUCCCGGCGGCGGCGCAGCCCAUCUACGCGCACAUGGGCCCGCGCCAUCCGGCAGCAGCGGCAGCCCAGGCGGCCGUCGACGCCAAGCACGACUUUGACGGCGUUCCCACGGGACCUCGCGCAGACCUCGAGGUGGCGGACGCGAUCCCGCACAGGGAAUGGGACGCCGACAACCUCGCCAGCGACGGCAAGAUCGGUGCCUGGAAGGCGUCGCUGGACGAGACACAGAUGUCGCCCUCGGAAGCGCCGCAGAAGCCGGACUCGGCCGUCGAGCUCUCCUCGUCCACGAGCAACGGGGCCGAUGGCAUCUCCGCUUCGGAAAGAGACAAUCAGCUGAGCGCGGGCAAGCCGGUCAGCACCGCAGCAGGUCCCGAACACCUGGAGACGCCCAAGCCAGCGGCGUCGGUUCCGCCUCAGCUCCCUUCUUCGGGCUUCGGCAGGAACCCUGGCGCCGCGGGCGUGGGUCAAUGGACGCACGACGGCUUCGAGGCGCUCCAGCAGGCAGAGGCCCGCCCCGUUGGCCUUUCAGCCCGUGGUACCGCUGCAGCCGGCGCCGGCGCCGUUCGCGGGGGCAGCAUGCGCGGCGCGGGCAUAUCGCGCGGGUUCGGUCGCGGCCGUGGCGGUGUCGCGGCUCACGGGUUCCGAGGACGGGGUGGCUUUGCGCAGCCCGCCUUCGUCUACGGACGAGGCGCCCAUGGCUUCGUCAGGGGUGGUGCCAGAGGCGGCGCGGGCUUUGUCGGCGCGGGCAUGACUCGAUCGACGCCAAACUCCGGAGCUGGACCUCAUCCGGGCGAAGCGCCAACGAAUGUCGGAUCCAACAGAGCGGACGCCGCGCAAAACGAGCGGGACAGCGAAAGGCUGACCGCGCUGGUCAAAGGCCUCGCCAUGACCGAGCACAAGAACCCGGCGCAUCGCGAGCCGACCGCGCAAGCACCUGUUCCGGUCAAGGUCAACCUGCCGCGCACGCGCAGUCAGGAGGGGGAGCCGCCUACGCAGGACGCUGCACAGGCCACUGCCUCGCCCUCUCAGCAAGCAGGCGGCACGGUGGAUGAGACGCUCCACAGAACCACGGCAUCGAUCACGACCGCCUCUGCUGCGGUGCCCGCUUUUCGGCCUGGAUCGGCCCUCCAGGCCAACGCCUCGGGCGCCCGAGCCGGCAAGGUCGGCAGCGUCAGCACCCUCCCCGUCAAUGCGGCCAAGGCACCUGCCUUCCGUCCCGGCAGUGCUGCGAGCGGCCGUGUUUCGACGCCUGCCGAUGACCGCAUCGUGCCUUCGCCCGAGCUUUAUCUCCAUGGCGACAGCUACCGCGGCGGCGCCGAGUACACGCCACCGCUGUCUGCCGACAUGGGCGGCUACGGCCUCGCACCGGCCGGCUACGAGAGCGGCGGCGCCGUCUACUACAACGACCACCACGGCCACGGUGGUGCCGGCGGCUUCCGUUACGGCGGACCACCGCCGCCGCCGUUGCCCUCGGGCUACCCGAUGGACCAGCCCAUGUACUCGCCGAGGUACGGCGCUGUGUCCGGCGGCGAGAUGGACGGGUACGGCUAUCCGUCCGAGAGCGCCCAUCUCGGUCAUCACGGUGGCGUCCGAGGCACGGGCGCACACUCACCCGCUGGUGGCUACUACCAGCCGGUGAUGAUGCAUCCGACGGGCUCGGGCGACGGUGUCGGCACGCCGACGUACGACUACGUGGCGACGCCGCCCUUCAUGACCUACGCGCUGCCGCCGGCGGACCACUACCCCGGCUACUAUACCCCCCCGCCUCCGCCGCAUGGCCCUCACGUCGCCAGCACGCUUCCACCUCCGCCGCCGGACGCAGCGUACGCCUUCCAGCCCGCGCAGGCCUUCUAUCACCACGAGCCGCACCUGGCCCCGCACCAGGGUGUCGAACCCGGCUUGGCUUCCUACGCCAUGCAGAGCUCCGGCUCCGGCUCUGGCGAGUUUGAUCCGUACGCACACCAGCCGACCCACGUCGGGGCCCAGUGA